This is a messenger RNA of Aspergillus wentii DTO 134E9, 894 nucleotides long. RefSeq names its product DnaJ domain protein. The record is from RefSeq and is a predicted model, not a curated record. NCBI's taxonomy places the organism in Eukaryota, Fungi, Ascomycota, Eurotiomycetes, Eurotiales, Aspergillaceae. The transcript has 2 exons. The coding region runs from base 1 to 894 and encodes 297 amino acids.
AUGCCGUCUCCUCGCGUGAGGACCUGCGCCUCGUUCCUGGUCAAUCAUUAUCAUCGCCCCUCGCCCACCAGCAAAAUCCUCCCACCUGGGUCUGCGGCAUCAUUCUCAGCUACUGCUACGGCUUUCUAUGCGUCAAGUCGAGAACCGACCUACUAUGAGAUUCUGGAUGUGCCGAUAACGGCGUCCACAGCGGAGAUCAAGAAGCAAUUCUACUCCCUCUCCCUCAAACACCACCCAGACCGCAACCGUGACGAUCCAACCGCCUCCUCCCGCUUCGCCCGCAUCUCCUCCGCCUACAAUGUUCUCAGCCAGAGUACCAAACGCGCCACCUACGACCGUGAUCAUGGUAUCUUCGCACAAUACUCUUCCUCAACCCACAGCACCGCAAACCCAGGCCAACACCCCAUGGGUAGCCACAGCAGCUACAGCGCCAACCUGCACAGCAAGAAUGCCUCGUAUGCAGGCUCCAGACCCGCAAGCGGACUGAGUCAGAGACGUGGUCCAUUCCGUGGUCCCCCGCCUAGCUUCUACGCUCACGGUGGUUAUGGGAAUAACGCCCAUCGCAGGAGCCCUGGUGGCCAUGCGUCUGCGUCUUCGUUCGGUGCUGCUGGCGGUGCUAAGGAAGAAGACCCUCUGUCUUUCAUUGAUCGGAAUACUCUUCACCACUUCAAUGCCCGUGGGCAUUACCGAACUCAGGCGGCUGAGGACGCCCGGCGUGAAGAGCGGCGGUCUAGGGCAAUGGCUGGUAUCAAUGAGAAAUAUAUCGGUAACACUGGAGACUUUGCGCUGCGGUUUAUCCUUGUAUUUGGGACCCUCAUUGGUGCCGGUGUCGUGACAGGGCUCUUCUGGCAGGGUGAAAAAAAGAGCAAAGAAAAAGGAAACCGACGCAGAUAG